This is a messenger RNA of Salvelinus namaycush (lake trout), 1793 nucleotides long. RefSeq names its product zinc finger protein OZF-like. The record is from RefSeq and is a predicted model, not a curated record. Gene Ontology annotation, molecular function: DNA-binding transcription factor activity, RNA polymerase II-specific; RNA polymerase II transcription regulatory region sequence-specific DNA binding. Gene Ontology annotation, biological process: regulation of transcription by RNA polymerase II. Gene Ontology annotation, cellular component: nucleus. The coding region runs from base 1 to 1542 and encodes 513 amino acids. NCBI's taxonomy places the organism in Eukaryota, Metazoa, Chordata, Actinopteri, Salmoniformes, Salmonidae. The transcript is spliced from 2 exons.
AUGGCAACGGAAACAUUUCAAAUGAACGACUGGGUUGCAUCCAUAGAUAUACAACUAAAAGACUUCAGAACAGGCGAGAGACCAGACUCUCACCCUGACCGUGGGAAGAGUCCAGACCCAGAGACGACCAAACCAGCAAGACCAUACCACUGUUCCCAGUGUGGAAAGCCUUUUCAUGAAAGAACACACACUGGAGAGAAGCCAUAUCAAUGCUCCCAGUGUAAAAAUAAAUGUUUCUCAUCAGGGGACCUGAAAUCACAUGAGAGAACACACUUAGUAGAGAGGCCUUUCCAAUGCUCUCGGUGUGGAAAGAGAUUUAUUCAGUCAUCGCAUUUGAAAGAACAUGAGAGAAUACACACAGGAGAACAACCAUUCCAAUGUUCCCAGUGUGGAAAGAGUUUUACAAAUGUAGGGAACCUGAAAACGCAUGAGAUGACACACACAGGAGAGAAGCCUUUCCACUGCUCCCAGUGUGGGAAAAGGUUUACCCAGUUAGGGAAUUUGAAAACACAUGAGAUGACACACACAGGCGAGAAGCCUUAUCACUGCUCCCAUUGUGGAAAGAGUUUCAGACACUCAGGGCAUCUAAAAGUGCAUGAAAGAACACACACUGGAGAGAAGCCAUAUCAAUGCUCCCAGUGUGGAAAGGGUUUUGGACACUCAUGGCAUCUAAAAGUGCAUGAAAGAACACACACUGGAGAGAAGCCGUAUCAAUGCUCUCAGUGUGGAAAGGGUUUUGGACACUCAGGGCAUCUAAAAGUGCAUGAAAGAACACACACUGGAGAAAAGCCGUAUCAAUGCUCUCACUGUGGAAAGAGAUUUAUUCAGUCAUUGCACCUGAAAGAGCAUAAGAGAAAACACACAGGAGAGAAGCCUUUCCAAUGUUCUCAGUGUGGAAAGAGUUUUAUCCAGUCAUCGCAUCUGAAAGAGCAUAAGAGGAUACACACAGGAGAGAAGCCAUUCCAAUGCUCUCAGUGUGGAAAGACUUUUAGCCAGAUAGGGCAGCUGAAAUAUCAUGAAAGAAAACAUACAGGGGAGAAGCCUUAUCACUGUUCCCAGUGUGGAAGGGGUUUCAGAUACUCAGGGCAUCUAAAAGUGCAUGAAAGAACACACACUGGAGAGAAGCCGUAUCAAUGCUCCCAGUGUGGAAAGGAUUUUAGACACUCAGGGCAUCUUAAAGAUCAUGAGAAAAUACACACAGGAGAACAACCAUUCCAAUGCUCUCUGUGUGUAAAGAGUUUUACCCAUUUAGGGAACCUGAAAAUGCAUGAGAUGACACACACAGGAGAGAAGCCUUUUCACUGCUCCCAGUGUGUAAAAAGUUUUACCCAGUUAGGGAACUUGAAAACGCAUGAGAUGACACACACAGGAGAGAAGCCUUUCCACUGCUCCAAGUGUGAAAAGGGUUUUAGAACCUCGGGGAACCUGAAAACGCAUGAAAUGUCACACACAGGAGAGAAGCCUUUCCAAUGCUCCCAAUGUGGAAAGAGUUUUACCCAGUUAGCGAGCCUGAAAAGGCAUGAAGCAACACACACAGGAUAGAAUCCUUUACAGUGUUCUCAGUGUGGAAAGACAUUUUCCGAGUCAGAAAGACCUGAAAAUCACAUGAGAGAAGAGAGACACUGUUGUGGGUGGCAGAAUUUGGGGUGAGCUGUUGUAACUUCUCCAGGUUGAUGCUCUGUUCUGUGAUGAACUGCAUUUCAUAGACUACUACGCAUAUUACCUGUCUGCACACAUUGUUGCCAUUGUUGUCUGUAAUUGUUGCAUUAAUUAAGUGCUAUUAUCACCUUCCU